UUUCAAUACAUCCGCGGUCACACUGAACAUCAGCUGCUGGGGACAAAUUUGUUUUGUUAGCAAUAAAAACGACCGUUUGAGCUGAAAAUGGCACUGCGGAGAGCAAACGAGUUGGUCACGGAAUGAUGCAAUGCAUGGACCAUGAUCGUAUUCACAAGGGCGAAUCUCAUCCGCUUCCUGGCCGGCGCAAUAUGCUUGUUGCUGGUGCUCAAUUUUGUGGGCUUCCGAAGUGACGGAGCCAGCGGUACGUCGCUGAGCAAGUUAAGCAUACGGCGCGUGCACAAAUAUGCCCAUAUCCAUAGGAACACCAGCGGCAGUGGCAGUGGCAGUGGCGGCAUCCGGCUGCCUGCUGCACCCCUGGCACUAUCGAAGGAGCGAGAGCUGCACAACGCUCAGAACUCCACCUCAACGACUGUGAUUGCGAUUGCAAACUUUACUUCCAUUCCACAAGACUUAUCGCACCCCUUUGCGAACAUCAACAUGAGCACGCACAAGCCCUUGCCAAUGAAACCAACCAUGUCCGCCCUCCAUGCCAAUUGCACUGAUCCUGAUCCCCGAGAUGGUGGACCCAUUACGCCCAACACAACGCUGGAAUCUCUAGACGUCAUUGAGGCCGAGCUGGGCCCCUUGCUGCGCCCUGGCGGCGCUUUCCAGCCGGACCACUGCAACCCCCAACACCAUGUGGCCAUUGUUGUGCCCUUCCGCGACCGCUACGCCCAUCUCUCCGUCUUCCUACGCAACAUACACCCGUUCCUAAUGAAGCAGCGCAUCGCCUAUCGCAUAUUCAUUGUGGAGCAAACAAACGGGAAGCCCUUCAAUCGCGCGGCUAUGAUGAAUAUCGGUUACUUGGAGGCCUUAAAACUUUACCAGUGGGACUGUUUUAUAUUUCACGACGUCGACCUUCUGCCUUUGGACGAUCGCAAUCUCUACAAUUGUCCACGUCAGCCGCGGCACAUGUCCGUUGCGAUUGACACGCUGAAUUUCAAGUUGCCUUACCGAACAAUAUUUGGGGGAGUCUCCGCCAUGACACGUGAGCACUUUCAGACCGUGAAUGGCUUCUCGAACUCCUUUUUUGGCUGGGGCGGCGAGGACGAUGAUAUGUCCAACAGAUUGAAGCAUGCAAAUCUAUUCAUAUCAAGGUAUCCCGUGAACAUAGCACGCUACAAGAUGCUGAAACAUCAAAAGGAGAAGGCCAAUCCCAAGCGCUAUGAGAAUAUACAGAAUGGCAUGAACAAGAUAGAAAUGGAUGGCAUCAACUCAAUCAAGUAUGCCAUCUACAGCAUCAAGGAGUUCCCGACCUUUACGUGGUAUUUAGCUGAGCUAAGGAACUCCGAGCGCAAGAGUUAGCCAACAUAAAUGGCGGAGACAUCGUAACCAUGCGUGACCUUUCAACAACUAUCUAAUAAUGUGCAUGUACAAAGGACAACAUUACUUUCUCGAAUAGUAGAAUCAAUCUCUCGUUUACUAGAGUAGCCGAAACACCCAAGAAAAAGACAGAUUAUGCCGUAACGAUCAAGACAUUUAGACGCGCACAUAUUGUGCGUAUGAUAGUAGUCCACUCAAUAUACUCACAUCACAAAUGAUGCUAUGUAUGUAGUAUACUUUUAAUCCAUAAUUUAGCUCAAAUUCCAACUCGAACCGUAGGUAACAAGUGUAGCAAUAAUCGCCCCUCCUCCACUCCCCCCUUAAAUACUCAAAGUGCUCCAGUAUAAUUAUAGAGUUUUUGUUGAUUUUUUUUUUGUGUUGUGUUUUUUGUUAUUGUUUUUUUUUAAACUUCUAUGGUAAUGGUAUUUUAUUCUCUCUUCUCUUUAAAAAGACACCUACACCAAUUCCUACAAGGUGAAAUGUAGAUAUUACUUUUGUGAUAUGCAAAUUGUUAAUCGAUCAGAACGAUUUAUACCAAAAUAAAACAUAUAAAAACUUUUACUAUACCAAAA
Messenger RNA from Drosophila obscura, 1937 nucleotides. Its product is annotated as beta-1,4-N-acetylgalactosaminyltransferase bre-4. The record is from RefSeq and is a predicted model, not a curated record. The transcript has 5 exons. Gene Ontology annotation, biological process: glycosphingolipid biosynthetic process; carbohydrate metabolic process. Lineage: Eukaryota; Metazoa; Arthropoda; Insecta; Diptera; Drosophilidae. Bases 142 to 1347 code for a protein of 401 amino acids. Gene Ontology annotation, molecular function: N-acetyl-beta-glucosaminyl-derivative 4-beta-N-acetylgalactosaminyltransferase activity.